AUGGACGCUACCCCUCGUUUCCGGCUGUUCGACAACCGCCGGGGGAGCAGCAUCAACCAGAUGGACGAAGAAGCAGGUCGUCAGACGGCGACGACCCUGCCCCGCCGGCGCACACUUAUUACCUCCUCCGUCGCCGUCGCAAGGCAGCGAAGGCGGAACCGGAGGAGGCCCGGCGCCCGCCGAGGCCUAGCGGCUCUCGUCCCGCGACUGCUGGCUUCUUCCGUCUCUAGUAGAGCAAGCCGGCGCCGAGCGCUGCUGCUCCUGCUGGUGCUCGCGGCGUGCGGCGCCGGGGUGCUCGCGAGCGCUCGGCUGCUGGCCCGGGCGUCGUCGUCGCAUUCGUCCUGGCCGUCCUCGUCGUCCGCGCCAGGAUACUUGCAUUCUUCCGGCGCAGGCUCCGCUGAUAGAGACGACGACGAUGGUGAUGAUGAUAAUGAUGAUGCCGAUCGCCAUAAGCACCGCCGCCCCGCCGUGAGUCUCGGCCCAGACGCGAUCCCUUCCGUGCUGCUGGUAGAGCGAGGGCCGUCAGGCUUGCCGUCUGGACCGGCGCUGCCCGGCGGCGCGCGGAAAGCGAGCAGCCUUGUUGAUCCGGCGGGCGCCGUGCCAGGCGGCGGCGGAGGCGAGACUCGGGGGGGGAGGGGGCGAGAGAACAGUAGUAAUCCCUACCGGUGUCGAAACACCGUUCAGGGGGCUACGCUCGUGGCGGACUCGGAAGGGAGGGUGUGUCACCGUGCGGAGCUAGUAGUAGAGGAAGGCGACGAUGAUGAUGUCCGCCACCGCCCGGGGUGUUGCGCCGCGCGCCCGCCAGCGCUGCCGCUGCUUCCGCCGCGCGACGGCGGCGGCGGCGGCGAUCUCGCCGCCAGUUCUCCUCCUGCGGCUGACGACAAGCACAAGCGUCCUCCCGCGGCGACACGUUCCGUCCCGACGACGACAUCAACGGAGACCCGCCGCGGGGGAGAGGGAGUGGUGGUCGUGGAGCUGGCGGCUCUGGCGCACGGCAGCGGCGGCGGCGGCGGCGGCGGCGGCGGCGGCGGCGGCGGGGGGGGGGUUCCACCGGAAGAGGCCCUGUCGACGCCAUUCUCGUGCUGGAGCUGCGACGUGGGAGAAGACGGCCCCUCCGGGAGCAACGGCGGCGGCAACGACAGCCCUUCUUUCUCAUCGUGCUGCAGCUCGUACGAGUUUUGUGUGUCGUGCUGCCAGAACCCCCAGCGGGGGGAGGAGCGGGAGGCCAUCCAGGCGUCAGCCGCGCUCUCGGGACACCCGGCCUAUCGCGACCUCCUAGGGUCCGGUAACAACGACGCGGCGAACGGGAGAGAACCCCCGCCCCCGCGUCAACUCCGGGCUUCGGCUGCGGCGGCGGAAGCAGGAGGAGUUGAAAAAAACGGCCAACAAGUGGAAGCAGAAGAACGCGACGCGCGAGAAUUGGCCUUCGCCCACUGCGCCUUCAGAUGUCGGACCUACUCCGGAAGCGUCGCGCACGAGAACUCUUACCGCAGCCCGCUCAAGCACUGCUUCGGGAGGUUCCGCCCUCCAGCUGCAUCAGCAGCGGCGGCUGCGUUGCCCGGGGGAUGGGGUGGGGUGGUAGAGGGCGGGGAGAGCCGAGGCGCGCCGCCACUCCAGUUGGACCCUCUUCUUUUUGCCUUGGCGGAGCCAUGA
Molecule: messenger RNA, 1653 nt
Organism: Ectocarpus siliculosus
Lineage: Eukaryota; Phaeophyceae; Ectocarpales; Ectocarpaceae
Source: the annotation of a GenBank genome assembly